This is a messenger RNA of Larimichthys crocea (large yellow croaker), 3517 nucleotides long. It is a transcript of the gene zfyve27, whose product is annotated as zinc finger, FYVE domain containing 27. NCBI's taxonomy places the organism in Eukaryota, Metazoa, Chordata, Actinopteri, Sciaenidae. Gene Ontology annotation, molecular function: metal ion binding. The record is from RefSeq and is a predicted model, not a curated record. Gene Ontology annotation, biological process: neurotrophin TRK receptor signaling pathway; neuron projection development; protein localization to plasma membrane. Gene Ontology annotation, cellular component: endoplasmic reticulum tubular network; growth cone membrane. Bases 542 to 1807 code for a protein of 421 amino acids. The transcript is spliced from 14 exons.
CCUGAAAAUAGAGGCUACCCAGACUUACACAUUGGACCUUUAAGCCUAUUUCACUUAUAUAAAGCCUUUUUACUCUAUAUCUACGCCAUCCACACCAAAUGAAGCUCACAGACUCAGUUUAACAGUGCAGGUCCAGUCAGAGAUCGUCCUGCUCUGUGGUCGAUUGUGUCGGACAUGAGCCCCCUUUUUUUUUUCUGGUAUCAACUACUCGGGCUGGAUUAAAUGAGGAAGCGGACGUCCUCAGAGCAGCGCGGAGCUAACAAAGCUAGCUGCGACUAGCAGCCGUCCACAAACAAACCAACAGCCUCCGGGUCUCUCCGCUGACAACUUGACAGGCUCGCAAACCGUCUAGUUUUGGCAGGAUAAUGCUCAUGCCGGAGGCCAGGCUGCUGUCAUGUUGAGCUGGCCGCUUGACUUUGGAGGCUCUCCCUUCCUCCGGGCUGAUGAUGUCGGCGGGACUCGCUAGUUAACGCCUGAGCUCCUCACAGCGCUGCUGCUGCUGCUGCACAACUUGGCUGUUGUUGGACACUCAGCUCCGGGAAUGAUGAUGCACAGCGUGUCCCAGGACGCCUCGCAGAGUUCAGGGGAAGGAGGUGAGCUGGUACACACGUUAUCUAAAGAGACCUCUCCAGAUGCUUCUGAGUUGGGAAGUCCGCGCAGUACACCGAACUUUGACCUCUUCAACAUGGUCGUGUCCUAUAAGAGGAUGGCUCUGUUUCUAGAACCGGUUGCAGAUGCAGUGGAGCUGACCCGCUUCCUGCUCGGAUGGAAGAUGCCUGUGUGCUCUCUGCUUGUCUGUAUAUUCCUCAAUGUCUUCUUCUGCACUGUUAAUGAAGUGGGUUGGUUCACAGUGGGUGUGCUGGCACUGUGCGCACCUGCUGCCCUUGGUUACCUGCAGGACAGGUGUGGGGGCAGAGCCUCAGAAGAUGAGCUCCAAAAGAGACGUUACCAUGCUGUGCACCGCAGAGACCUGCAGACGGUGCACCUCACCAAACAGGAGGCCAUGUUGGAAGUUAAAGACCUGUUGAAGCACCUUGAUGACAUGCUGUCAUCUGCCUGCCUGUCAGCAGAGGCUAUUUACAAGGUCCUGUACUGGGAUAAUCACACCAAGUCAUCAAGGUUCUAUGGAGGGAUGUUAAUAUUGGUGUGUCUGUUCUACGUUGCGCCUGUGGGGUGGGUUCUCGCUGGGCUCAACAGCGCCAUCUUCCUGUGGAACAGAGACUUCUGCAAAGUUUUGUUGGACCUCAGGAAGCUGUUCCACCUGGGCCAGACCCAGACCUCAGAGGGGAUGUGUGAGGAACAGCAACAGGGCAACUUGUUGGACAGGACCCCCACACCAACUAGCUUGGAGGACCUUUCUCCUGGCAGUGUAGAGGAAGCUGAGGAGGCAGAGCCCGAUGAUGAAUUUAAGGAUGCCAUUGAGGAGCAUUCAAUGUCCCUGCAGGAAACCCCUUUGGUCUUAGUGGAGGAUGACGACGGUCCUCUCGGUGCUCCAGAGUAUGACACCAUCUCUGAAAAUGGACUCUUAAGCCGGAACGAACCAAUACGCAGCAAGGUGUCCAAACUGACAGAGAAACUGCGUAAACGCUAUCCCACCACCGCCACAGGAAACUGUUCUAGCUGCAAUGCCGUCUUCUCAGUGCUGAAGAAAAGGAGGAACUGCAGUAACUGUGGCAACAGCUUCUGCUCCAGAUGCUGUUCUUUCAAGGUGCUGAGAUCAUGCAUGGGGGCGACAGCUCCAGAGGCUCAGAGAGAGACUGUGUUUGUUUGUGCUGCCUGUAAUUCUUCUCUCAUCAAGUUACAAUGAGGUUGCUGUCCAGUCUCGUUUCCCAGUGGCCAGCUGGAGGUCCUUCGCUGUUCGCACCCUGAGCUCUACUCCAAGUUACGGAAAUCCUAACACAUGCCUUGGUUUUCAAGUUAAGGCACUUCCAUCUGUCAAGAUACCUCCUGUGUAGAACUCCAAGAAACCCCCAUACACCACCCAUGUCUUUCCCACUUGCAUUCCUCGUUAGCUACUCAUGUUGCUUAUGGGACUUCUACUGUAAUAUGUUAAAUGUUUCCUGUUUCAACUCUCAAUGAAGAACUGGACCAUAAGAAUCUAUGAGACUUUCUACAGAGCACAAUGGCUGCAAAAUCAAAGAGCCUUUUCCCUUUGUUGAGCAGAGGGAGAUGCAAAGCAUACAGGGUGGUGGCCAGGAUAGGACUGGCGGUGUCGUGGGUGUCGGCACAAAAUUGAUUCCUCUUGAAUGUUGAUAUCGUCAGCCCUGUGUAGCAGUUUAACUGUACUGUAAUGCUGAGAGGGCUUUUCUGUACGAACAAGACUGAGGCCAGCACUGUAUACCAUUGCCGUGUUUUCAUAUUGGUGAUGAAUGCGAUGGUGUGAGCCAAGCCAGGCUGUGUGAAUUUGGUUUGUUCAGAUGAACAAAAUAAUGGAUGUACAACCAAAAGAAGAAGCUCUACGUUUGGCUUUGAUUGCCACAGCGUGCACAGGCUGGUCAGCCAAACUUGCCAGAAUUUUGGCCAGUCCGCCAAUCCACUUUGACCUGCAGUUGGUCAACAAUGUCAUGUGAUUCGGUCUGGCUUUGUCCAAGUCUUUGGGAACAAACAAUAUUCUUGUUUUUACUAGUUGUGGCUGCUGCCACUGCAACCCACAUGUCCAUGUUGGUAUGCACAUUAAUUACCAGACCUCAAGUUGGUAAAUAUACAGGCAUUUGCUCAGAGAGAGCAUUUUGAGAAAACUUUGAUUUUAGGUGGAGUGCUGCCACUGAAAUAGUGUAAAAUUCACCAACUUGAGGUUUGCUUUUUUAAAAUGAUUUUCCCACCAGCUAGAGGAGCUUACAAGACUUAAAGGGGGCAGAUAUGACGUGCUGUAAAACAAUGAUAACUCUGUGGCAGUAAACUGAAAAUGCAUGGCUGGCAGUGAAUCACAUUACAUUUUUGACAAGUUGCCAGUGUUUUUAUGGAAGGCAAUGAAUGAACAAGGCUUUGCUUUUUGUUCAUCAGACCAGCUUGGUGUACUUGUAAUGAACAAAUUGGUGCUUGAUUUUGGUCUUCAUUUUUCCAAUGUUGACAUGUCAAAUGGGCUUUUUUGGAGUGUAGUAGCAGAGGUCCCAGGAGCCCGUGCGUUUCCUCUAACUGGAUCAAAAGUCGACCCAACUGGAUUAAAGUUGUUUGAAUGAACUGAGCAACCAGCUGAAAUUGUGAUUAGAGCCUCACACUCUUGCAAGCAGGACUUAAAAGAAUUGAUGUGGAGGCAUAUAACUCAAAAUGUGGAUCUUGUUGGUAAAAUUGUUUUAAUCAUAUUUCAGACACAGAUGAUUGUAAUUGUUUGCUUUGCUUUUAUUGUAAUCCUAUAUAAACUGUCACUAUAAAUUCUUCUACUAUAUCUAAUAUAUUUAAUUUAAAACUCCAGAAAAUGCUUAAAGUUAUUAUUUGACCUAAUGAUUAAUUCUGUAUAUAUUGCCCCUAUUUUAUGGAUAUGCCAUUAUUGAAAUAAACUCUGUAAUGAUUAACUUAA